Molecule: messenger RNA, 1819 nt
Organism: Mercurialis annua (annual mercury)
Lineage: Eukaryota; Viridiplantae; Streptophyta; Magnoliopsida; Malpighiales; Euphorbiaceae
Product: protein TIC 40, chloroplastic
Exons: 13
Coding region: 126-1538 (470 amino acids)
Biological process (GO): protein import into chloroplast stroma; chloroplast organization
Cellular component (GO): chloroplast inner membrane; chloroplast thylakoid membrane
Source: RefSeq, a predicted model, not a curated record
UUGAAACGACAAAGACUGACACCACUUUUUUCUUCAAUUCUUCACUUCACUUCGGAUUAGUUUUGUUGAUUCUGUCUCCCUUUUAGGUACGAGAGGUUCUUGAAUUCGAAAUCCGAACAAAAUAAAUGGAGAAUUUGAAUAUGGCGCUACUGUCAUCGUCAUCCUCUUCUUCGCCACAAUUAGUUAUGGGGUGUUAUCCUAAUUCUUUCAAAAACCCUACUCAUAUUAAUCAGUUCUCAAGAACUACUAGAGUCCUUCCUUUAUCUCCCCGUAAUUACAGGAUUAUUGGUCGUAAUUCAAGCAUUACCGUCUCUGCUCUUUCUAAUUCAAGCUCUUCCACUGGAGUUCCAAGACGAAUUUCUCAAAGCAGGAGUUUAGGUGCAGAGCAUUUUGCCAGCCUUUCGAGCGGUCAGCAAACUUCUUCUGUUGGUGUUAAUCCACUGCCAUUGCCGCCUCCUUCUUCUUCUUCAUCUUUCGGGUCACCUCUGUUUUGGAUUGGAGUUGGGGUUGGGCUAUCUGCAGUUUUUACAUGGGCGGCUACGAGAGUAAAGAAUUAUGCCAUGCAGCAAGCUUUCAAAACUAUGAUGAAUCAGAUGAAUACGCAAAAUAAUCCAUUCAACAACCCAGGCUCUCCCAACCCAGCCUUUUCUCCAGGCUCUCCUUUUCCAUUUCCAACCCCUGCAGCAGCAGCAGGACCAUUUAGCACACCACCAUUUCCAUCAUCAUCAACAUCUACACCUGCUUCCUCUCCUUCAUAUCCAACUUCAUCAGCAUCAACUUCACCAUCAGUUGCUUCUCAACCUACAGUUACAGUAGAUGUUCCUGCAAUGAAAGUAGAAGCAGCUUCAGAUACUGACUCCAAAGAUGAGAAAGAGACGAAAAAGGAAACUAAGAAAUACUCUUUUGUAGAUGUUUCUCCUGAGGAAACGUUCCCAAAAAGUCCAUUUGAAAGCAAUGGGGACGUAUCUGAGACAAGCACAUCCAAAGAAACUCAAUUUUCCCAAGAAGUUUCUCAAAAUGGAGCUGCUUUUAACCAGAUUCCUAAUGCUUUUGGGGGUUCUCAGUAUACUGGAAAGGAAGGUUCUGGCUUAUCUGUGGAAGCUUUGGAGAAAAUGAUGGAGGAUCCAACAGUGCAGAAGAUGGUUUACCCAUAUUUACCCGAGGAGAUGAGGAAUCCUUCUACUUUCAAAUGGAUGCUACAAAACCCACAAUAUCGUCAGCAGCUGGAGGAAAUGCUAAAUAAUAUGAGUGGAAGUGGUGAAUGGGACAAUCGAAUGACGGAGUCCUUGAAAAAUUUUGAUCUCAGCAGUCCUGAGGUUAAGCAGCAAUUUGAUCAAAUCGGUCUCACACCUGAGGAAGUAAUCUCGAAAAUCAUGGCGAAUCCUGAUGUUGCCAUGGCAUUUCAAAAUCCAAGAGUUCAACAAGCCAUCAUGGAUUGCUCGCAGAAUCCACUUAGCAUAUCCAAGUACCAGAAUGACAAAGAGGUUAUGGAUGUGUUCAACAAAAUAUCAGAACUCUUCCCUGGAGUGAGACCCUGAGGUUUCAUCUGAGUUUCAUAUGCAACUGAUGUUCAAGUGAUUGAUCCAAUGGGGGAUUCUGCAGUGGAUGAGCAAGUGGAGAUCGUGCCACUGCCUACUGGGUUUCCACUUCUGAUCUGAGAAGUGUUCAAAGUUUUGGAUAAUGCCUUCAGUUUACUUUUUUGCGCAAAUAGGUCCUUAGUUAUUGUUUUAAUGGGAAAAGGUGUUUAGAUAUUGUUGUAAAAUGAAUAAGUAAAUAAUUUGCAAGUUGAAAAUGGUUAGUGUUGAAUAAUUGUUUCUCA